CGGACCUGAGCCUUAGGGGGCGGGACCUUCCCGCAUCUAAGAUGGCGGCGCCAGAGUCACGUGGUGCGCGCUGAGGCGCCGGCUCGCGGCGGGGUCCGGGACAUGGCGGCCUCGGCGGCGGCAGCUGAGGAGGAGGAGGAGCAGCUGGUCAUGGUGGAAUUAUCUGGAAUUAUUAAUUCAGACUUCCUAGAAAAAUGUGAAAACAAAUGCAAGAUUUUGGGAAUAGACACAGAGAGGCCCAUUUUGCAAGUGGACAAAUAUGUCUUUGCUGGGGAAUAUGAAGAUACCCUUGGAACCUGUGUGGUGUUUGAAGAAAAUGCAGAGCAUGUGGACGCAGAAGGAAACCAAAAACUACAGCUGAAAUACAAGUGCCACACGGUGAAGAAGCUGAACAUGACACGUACUCUUCUGACUGAAAAGAAGGAAGGAGAAGAGAACAUAGGUGGUGUGGAGUGGUUACAGAUUAAAGACAAUGAUUUCUCAUACAGCAGACCUAAUAUGAUUUGUAGUUUUCUGCACCAAAAGGAAGAUUCUGAGGAGGCAGCUCAGGCCCAGGACAAAUUGGCAGAUGAGUUGGAGGGAGAGGUCAAUGACAAAGGGAACUCUGACCUAAAUUACGAACUGGAGAAGCAGAAUAGCAUGGAAAUGGAUGAGUCUAUCCCUCUCGUUGAUAGCCCUGCCUCUGAAGCAGAGAACUCUCCUUCAGGAAGUGCCCAGGACAUUACUUUAGAUAAUGCUCCUAGGUGAUGUCAAGUCUGCAGCGUCCAGAAGUGAGGAUUAAUGGAGUUAGUUAAUAUUAUGAACCAAAUUUUUAAAGUCACCUCAACUUGACCUCCACUUUAUGUGAGUAAUUAAUAGUGAGUAAUAGACUUGAUUUUAUAUACAGUAUUGCUAAAGGGACACUAGUUAGUUUCAAAACCUCCAAGUUGAAAAUUAAAAAAACCCAAAACUUUAAACCAUGUUGUGAAUAUUUUUGAAAUAAUUCCUUUAAAAACACUUUCAGGGUUUUUUUUUUUUUUUUUGCUCCCCUUUUUGACUAACCAUUAUAAUCAGUUUCUUCCUUGCAUACUGUUUGUUUGGGGGAAAUAGUGAAACUGACAUUUCAUAGCAUGUUAUGUACAAAGUAAACAUUGCAUUGUUUUGUCAACUUGUUUCAGACAGUCAUAGUAAUCUUAGAUGUUUUUAACUAUAAUAAGUACAACAUUUUCAAACAAAAAUGUGACUUUCACACUGACUCUUUUUUCUCUAAAUUAGUGUGUGUUCUCUAUGGAAAACUGUUGUGGAAUAGAGUGAAGUAAUGUGUCAUUUGUGGUGUCCUCCGUUCUCCACUAGCCUAUUGUGCUCAUCUUUCUGUUGUUUUCAGUGUUUAAAGUAAUAGCACAAAACAGAUUUUUACAUUUCUAAAUGUUACAUAGAUAUGACAUUGGUCAUUUUGGUUGCUGCACAGUGGAAAUAUUGGUGGAAGGUGAACAAAGGAUAGGAUGGAGAAGUGAGUAAGGCUAGCAGGCCCAGCAUUAGAGAUACAGGGCCAGUUCUUCAUCUGGUGUAAUUGGAGUAGCUCCAUUGACUUCUUCCAUCUCUGCCUAGAGUAACUAACAAAAAUGUUUGUGUCCUGGAAUAAAUUUAUUGUGGAGUUUCUAAAUUAGCAUUUAGAAAUGUGUUAAUCGAUUGCCAAGUAGCUGAAGUUACAACAGGAUCACAACUCUAAUCUAGACAUACUUGGUAUUUCUUCCCAGAGCAUUUCUACUGGGAAAAUUGGGCCGUCUAAGAGACUGUUUAAAUAUACACAUUGCCCUGGUUUAAAUUACAUUGUGUUGGUUAAACUAAUGCAACUUCUAUAUGUGGAGACUCUUUCUUUUAUGUAGGUUUAAAACAAGUUUUUGGUUUGGCUUGCACCUCAGUACGCUUACCAACACAAGGUAAAUGAUAUAAACCAGGUUUAAAUGGCGAUGAAUAUCCAAACACACAAUAGCACUGGUUUAACUGAGUAUAAAAUUACAUCUUUAGUUAACCUCUGUAUGUAGGCCAGGUCUAAAUCUCCACUGGCAACAGCAAGAAAAUGCAGCUCUACCAGUGAUAGCAAGAGAACUUUUGCCCUUUCUACACUACAGCUUCCAAUAUUUCCUAGUGUUAGGCAAGCUUUAUGAUACUGUCCUUCUGGUGUGAGAACCAGAAAGCAUAGAUUAAUAGUUUUUUAAACAUAAUUUGGUCUAGUGAUCAUUACACGUGAAGUACUCAAGGACAAAUUCAGAUAUAAAUCAGAGUUAGCAAUGAAGUUUUGGCUACAAGGGAAAACAUAAAAGGAAAAAAAACAGUUCAUCUUGUUCCCGAGUAACAUGGUUCAUGGUAGAAAUAUCGUAACUUUUUGCUUACAUUUAAGAUAAACUGUUUUCAUUGGUAGCCUCCUAGCAUAGCAUCCUCCACUUUCUUUUGUUCUCAGCUUUGGUAUAAACACAUUUUUAUGGUCUACUAGCAAAUGUUUUUGAUUAUGUAUAAAUGUGUCUGUGAUGAAGAAAGAGGAGUCAAGGUUUUCAAAUAUUUCCAGGCUCUGCUCUUCCCCCAUAGUAUUCUCUAAUCACUUCCUUAAUAGUAUUAUGUUAUGCUACAAUUCCUAUUGUAUGUGGACAAAGAUUUAUGUCAGAAUACAUUAUGUUUACCAAUAAAAUAGGUAUUUAUUCCUAACACCAGCACAACUAUGUAAUAAUUUAGUCAUUAUGAAAUGUAGGUUGAGUAAUUCAUCCCCAACUUUCUGAGUACAGCCCAGAGGCUGGGAUAGCCAGUCAAAUGGGACCUUAUUUCCUUAUUCACCAACCCCACUGUCUGUUCUUCAGUGGGGAAGUAACAAUUAGGUCUCAGUAGUUUUUAUUCCUCUUUCUGAAUUCCUUCCACUUUAUGGACUUAGAUCUCCUGUUGAAAGGCUAGCAUGGAGGGCUUUAGGGGGAAGCUGUUAUUCCUCUGUUCUGGGCUAACUCUGGAUGCAGACCCAAAAAUGUAGAAGUUUAUCUGCAAAGCAUUAUGCCAGCCUAACUUCUGUCUGAAUUGUUACUUGUUCUCAGGGGUAAAUGUGCUGUAACUGUUGCAAUGGGAGCCUCUGUCUUGCACUGGGGCAGCUAGCCGGUUUGGGCCUUGAUUUAAAAUGACAGCUGCACCUCCUGCCAUGGAGACCUAGUUGAUGUGCUAUAUGUGGCAUCAGAAAAUGCCUCCUUGUCAGAUUUUGUUACUGGCAGCAAAAUCUGACACUGAGUAUGUAUCAUGUAUUAGUUCCUCAUCAAAAGAUGCUUUCUUUUCUUCUCAUGUACAAUAUUGACCCUAUCAGAACUGGCUUCCUUUCACCUUUCCUCAUCCCUCCUUUAUUUCAGAAGGGUACAAACAGUUUAAAACAUGGAAAUAAUUUGGCAAAUGUGAUACGUUUGAAUUAAUUUGUUAAUAUAUCUUUACCAUAAACAUUUUUAUUUUUCUACAUUUAAAAAUACUAACCUUAUCAUAACGAUUAUUAAACUUCAAUAUUGGGUACUUUAUUUACAUAUCAUUUUAAAUGUUCAUUUUUAUUAUUAAAUACACUAUUGCAGCAGUGCACUCUCCUUAAUGUCUAAGGCUUGUCUACACAAAUACUAAGUUAUUAAAUCUAUUAUUUUGGGUGACAUUUGA
Mauremys reevesii (Reeves's turtle) is the source of this 3648-nucleotide messenger RNA. RefSeq names its product general transcription factor IIIC subunit 6 (gene GTF3C6). Gene Ontology annotation, cellular component: transcription factor TFIIIC complex. The transcript is spliced from 6 exons. The record is from RefSeq and is a predicted model, not a curated record. Bases 103 to 747 code for a protein of 214 amino acids. Gene Ontology annotation, biological process: transcription by RNA polymerase III. NCBI's taxonomy places the organism in Eukaryota, Metazoa, Chordata, Testudines, Geoemydidae.